Messenger RNA from Lindgomyces ingoldianus, 1857 nucleotides. RefSeq lists its product as uncharacterized. The record is from RefSeq and is a predicted model, not a curated record. The transcript has 2 exons. The coding region runs from base 1 to 1857 and encodes 618 amino acids. NCBI's taxonomy places the organism in Eukaryota, Fungi, Ascomycota, Dothideomycetes, Pleosporales, Lindgomycetaceae.
AUGGCGUCCGUCAUCCAGGUCCAGAAUGAGACCAAUAGCUCUGCCUCUCGCGUCACGAAGGAAGGCAAGAAGAUUACGUACGCAUUGCAGGUCAUCCAGCAGCCCGAGCGUGCCAGAGCGUGCGGCUCAGGUGCAAAAUCAUCUGCCGACCGUCGCCCAGUUGACCCUCCUCCAAUUGUCGAGCUGCGUGUGUACGAGGGCGAAGGCCCAAGCAGGCAGGAAAUCACCUUCGCUUACAAUGCAAACUUCUUUCUGUUUGCUACUCUCGAAAAUGCCAGAGCCAUCGCACCAGGACGCGCCCCGCCUACAACUCCGAGUUUUCCUGUCCUCACCGGCACGCCGGUUGCUGGCAUGGCCUACUUGGACCGCCCCAGCCCGGCUGGUUACUUCAUCUUUCCGGAUUUGUCCGUCCGUCACGAGGGCAAGUAUCGCUUGAGCUUUGCCCUGUACGAGGAAUUGAAGGACCCCAAGGAUAUGGAUCCCGACGACCGUUCUGCUUUGAGCGCCCAUCCCCAGGCCGGCGUCGAUGCGCACGUCUCUCACCGUCUGGAGGUUAAAUCCUCUCCCUUCGUGGUCUUUUCGGCGAAGAAGUUCCCCGGCCUUUCUGAAAGCACAGCCUUGAGCCGCAUGGUCGCUGAACAGGGAUGUCGUGUUCGCAUUCGUCGCGAUGUGCGCAUGAGACGCCGUGAGAAUAAGUCAUCCAAAGAUUGGGAUGAGUAUGAUGAGGAGGCUGCCUAUGACCAAGCCAGGCGCACCGCGACUCCGGAUUCCUACGGCCAACAACCGGGUAUGCCCACCCCCAACCCGGUCCUUGAUGGAAGUGACCGCCCCAGAUCCGUGUCCAAUGCUAGUAAUGCUUCCUUCGCUCCUCCUCGUCGCCCAAGCAUGGACGAAAUAGCUCAGAACUAUCAGGCUAGCAGUGGAUACCAGUCCAUGGCUCCUCCACAGACCUCAGGAUAUUCUCAGAUGCCACAAUAUGGAACCAGCCAAAGCCAGUACCAGAGCCAGUAUGCUCCUCCCCAACCCGCUGCUCCCUUGAUGCAACCUCCCCAAGCUCCCUAUUCCCAUCAGUCCCACCAGUCCCACCAGUCCCACCAGUCCCACCAAUCUCACAAUGGCUAUCCAAGCCCAUCCGGGAUGCAUAUGGGACAGUCUUAUGGGUACAUGCCGAACCAGAACUACCAGCAAUCGCACUAUGAGCAGCCUGCCCCUAUCCGUCAAGAAUCUGCGGUUGAAUACGCUCAGCCUGCUUCCGAAUAUCGCCGCCCUUCUAUUCCUCAAUCCACUCAGCAGUAUCCCGGUCCGAACCAAAUGAUUCCUCCCUACAACCCAAUGGAUCAGUACAAUCGGCCGCAACACCUGAACCAGCAACUCCAACCCUUGCAGACCCCAAGCCACAGCCAACCUCCAGCGUCAACACCUUCUGCAUUGCACAUGCCUGGCCCACACUCUCUGGCUCCCCUGAAGACACUGCAACCACCGGCCCCUGCUGAGAAGCUUGAACCCGUUUCUCCCUCGUAUCAAUCUCCUCCAAACUCGAUGCAAUCUGCUCCAAUGUCUGCGACGUCCGAUGCCCCCCAGAGUCAUGGCUAUCUGGACUCUCGACCACCGUUGGCUAAAUUCGUUCCUCAGUCUGGUAUUGGACAGAAGCGCUCUUUCUCUAGCACCUUCGACACUAAACAUGUAACGGAGCGUCUGCAGCAGGGUGCACGACCCAACCCCUCUGGACCUAACUACGGCUACGACAGCACGUACGACGAGCCGGACAUGGAGGAGCCCAUGGACAGGGCAGCAAUGAGCUACCGUCGUGCAGAUGGCACUCAUCGUCAGCGUCAUGUUCCUGAACUCGGAGUUUAG